This is a messenger RNA of Polychytrium aggregatum, 814 nucleotides long. RefSeq names its product nucleophile aminohydrolase. The transcript has 4 exons. Gene Ontology annotation, biological process: ubiquitin-dependent protein catabolic process. The record is from RefSeq and is a predicted model, not a curated record. Lineage: Eukaryota; Fungi; Chytridiomycota; Chytridiomycetes; Polychytriales. Gene Ontology annotation, cellular component: proteasome core complex, alpha-subunit complex; proteasome core complex. The coding region runs from base 28 to 768 and encodes 246 amino acids.
CUCCGCAUCUCGCUACUGCUGCCAACCAUGUCUGAUCGCUACUCGUUCUCCCUGACGACAUUCUCGCCCUCGGGCAAGCUGGGCCAGAUCGAAUACGCCCUCAAGGCCGUUUCCCAAGGCGUUACCAGCAUCGGAAUCAAAGCUUCCAAUGGCGUCGUGAUUGCCACCGAAAAGAAGACCAGCUCCGCUCUGGUGGACCACACCACGGUCGAGAAGGUCUCGCUGAUCUCAAAGAACAUUGGCAUGGUCUACUCGGGCAUGGGCCCCGAUGCCCGAGUCCUGCUGGAUAAGGCCCGAAAAUCGGCUCAGGAAUACAAGCGGGUCUACAUGGAGGAGCCGCCCGUUGCCAUCCUGGUCAAGGAGAUCGCCGGCAUCAUGCAGGAGUACACUCAGUCUGGAGGUGUCCGUCCCUUUGGCGUCUCGCUUCUCAUUGCUGGCUACGACCACACCGGAGCAGCCCUGUACCAGGUUGACCCCUCGGGCUCGUACUGGGCCUGGAAGGCCAGUGCCAUCGGCAAAAACAUGAUCAACGCCAAGACCUUCCUCGAGAAGCGCUUCACCGAGAACAUGGAGAUCGAAGACGCUGUCCACACCGCGAUCCUGACUCUCAAGGAGAGCUUUGAAGGCGAGAUGACCGAAUCGAGCAUCGAGAUUGGAAUAUCACAGCUGGAAGAGGUCAUCAACACACACGGCCAGCGGGAGAAGAUUGGCACGUUCCGACGACUGAAUCCCUCAGAAGUCCGCGACUACCUUGCCAACAUCGCCUGAGUGUGUCUGAAGGGGCAAUACAUGCAAUCCACGCAACUCCACCCAA